AUGGAGGAUUCUCAUUACUAUUGGUUCCUUUUGCUCAUCUCCCUCGCCGUCGCCGCUCUCCUCAGAUCUCUGCUAAACAUUUCCUCCCCCGGCAAACCAUCCCUUCCGCCGGGCCCCGCCGCCGUCCCCAUCAUCGGAAACCUCAUAUGGCUCCGCAAGCCACUCUCCGAACUGGAGUCCGUACUCCGCACUCUCCACGCCAAACACGGCCCCGCCGUCACUAUCCGCAUCGGCGGUCGCCCCGCCAUCUACGUCGCCGACCGCACCCUCGCCCACCAAGCCUUGAUCCAGAGCGGCGCCGUAUUUGCCAGCCGGCCACCCGCUCCGCCCAUCUCCUUCGUCACCGGCAGCAACCAGCACAGCAUCAACGCCGCCCCCUACGGCCCCACGUGGCGCCUCCUCCGCCGCAACCUGACCUCCGAGAUCCUCCACCCGUCGCGCGUGAGGUCCUACUCCAACGCGCGUGACUGGACGCUCCGCAUCCUCAAGACCCGCCUCCUCGAAUCCGGAUCCGCCCAGCCGGUUCGGGCCAUGGAUCAGUUCCAGUACGCGAUGUUCUGCCUGCUGGUGUUCAUGUGCUUCGGCGACAAGCUCGACGAGAACCAGAUCUCGGAGAUCGAGAGGGUCGAGCGCCAGAUGCUGCUCAACAUCCGGAGGUUCAACGCUCUCAACUUCUGGCCGCGGCUCGGCCGGAUCUUCCUCCGAAACCGGUGGUCGGAGUUUCUGCGGCUGCGGCAGGAGCAGGAGGACGUGCUGCUCCCUCUGAUUCGAGCGAGAAAGGAUCUCAAAGAAAGAAGACCUAAUCGCCAAAUCAAGGAAGACAGCCACAAAGACGACUACGUUUUAGCAUACGUCGACACGCUCUUCGAUUUGGAAUUGCCGGAGGAGGGGAAGCGGAAGCUGACGGAGACAGAGAUGGUGACUCUCUGCAACGAGUUCCUCAACGCCGGCACCGACACCACCGCGACCGCCUUGCAGUGGAUAAUGGCCAAUUUGGUCAAAUACCCAGACGUCCAAAACAAGGUUUUCGAGGAAAUGAAAUCCCUAAUCGGCGACACAGGGCGAGGAGAAAUUAGAGAAGAGGAUCUGAGUAAGCUGCCGUAUCUGAAGGCGGUGGUUCUAGAAGGACUCCGUCGCCACCCGCCGGGGCAUUUCGUGCUGCCGCACACGGUGACGGAGGAGGUGGAGCUGGGCGGGUAUUUGGUGCCGAAGAAAGCGAGGGUGAAUUUCAUGGUGGCGGAGAUGGGUCGGGACCCGGAAGUGUGGGAGGAUCCGAUGGCGUUUAACCCGGAGAGGUUUGUUGGGGAGAAGACGACGACGUUUGACAUAACGGGAAGCAAGGCGUUUGACAUAACGGGAACCAAAGGGAUCAAAAUGAUGUCGUUCAGGGCUAGGAGGCGGAUGUGUCCCGCGUUUGGGUUGGCGCUGCUGCAUUUGGAGUAUUUUGUGGCAAAUUUGGUUUGGGGCUUUGAGUGGAAAGGUGUGGGAGGUGAGGAGGUGGAUCUCUUGGAGAAGACGGAGUUUAGUGUUGUGAUAAAGAAUCCUUUGCGGGCCUACGUGAUCCCCAAAUUUGGGGUCCGCCCCAAUUAA
Molecule: messenger RNA, 1590 nt
Organism: Linum tenue
Lineage: Eukaryota; Viridiplantae; Streptophyta; Magnoliopsida; Malpighiales; Linaceae
Source: the annotation of a GenBank genome assembly